AUGGCUCGAUGUAGCUCAAACCUCAUUGACAGUCAGGCUGUCUUAGAGGAUUACUUUUUGGAUAAUGAGAGUCCGCCCAUGGAAGAGAUCGAAGUUGGGGCAGUCAACCCACUUGGCAAAAUGGAUUGUAGCACAGACUCAAACUUGAUGGAGCAAGGACCAGGCAAACCCUUUGGCCCCCAGAAGCUUGAAAAGGCUGUCAGAACCCAUGAGGAAGAGGACACCAAGAAAGAAGAGGAAGAAAAGGGAGACAAUGAGUUGGGAGAUCCAGCGGUGCUCAGUGCCAUCCAUGGUGCCCAGAGAGGACACAAGGGCUCUCCAAGACUCAAGGCCUCCAAUGUGCUUGGGAUGUCUCCAGUAUCCUUGCACUUUCUGUGUCAGACGAUGGACUAUUUGUCUCCGAUCUCUUUCCGGUCUACAUUUCCAAAUGCCAGUUCCCCAGCACGACACUUUGGACCUCAGCUGCCUUCACCAGACCCAUCUCUCUUCUACAGUCCACCAGCGUCCUGGCCCCCAAGGUCUAGCCUCCCCAGUCACUGGACCCAGCUGCAUCCCCAGCACCAACGGAUCUUGAAGAAGCAGCAGCAGGAACAACGGGGUGGUCAUAAAUGCCAGAGUCCCUGUGUUGGGAAACUGUGGUCCCAGAAGCCAGAUCCCUAUGCUGGUCUCAUGAAUCAAAGGGAGAAAGACUGGGUGAUCAAGGUACAGAUGGUUCAGCUGCAAAGUGAGAAUCCCGAGCUGGAUGACUACUACUACCAGGAAUAUUACCAAAAGCUAGAAAGAAAACAGGCAGAAGAGGAAUUGCUCGGGAGAAGGGGCAGGCUGGAAUCUCCUAAGUUGGUGACACCUUACAUUCAGAAGGCAGAGGACUAUGAAUCAGUGGUUCGAAUCAAAGGUUCCCUAGGCCAGGUGGCAGUUUCUACCUGUUUUGGUCCCCGAAGAGCCAUUGACGCAGUUUCACAUGGUUCACAGGAGCAGGAUACAGCUAUAUAUAAUCAGAAGCUUCAAGUACUAUAUCGGAUCGAGAAGAUGUUCCUUCAGCUGUUGAAAUUGGAGGAAAAUCAGAAGCGUAUGCUAACAAAGUCCUAUUUCUAUGAGCUGCAGAGAAAACCGCUAGAGAAGAUCUACCAGGUGUUGAGGACUGGUGAUCAGGACAAUUCAGAGGAGGCAGCAAAUGGAUUCCUACAAGUACUAUCAGUGAGGAAAGGAAAGGUCCUUGUAGCCCGGCUACUACUACUUCUUCCACGGGACCAGGCAGUCCACCUCGUCCUAUCAAUCACCAGUCACUUGCCCUUCCUAAUUCGAAGGGACACAGCUGAUCAGGCUCUACAUAUGCUGUUCAAACCCCUGGGAAGGUGCAUCAAUCUCUUGGCCUUUAGUGAGCUUCUCCAAGGGCUUCAGGGACUGAUGGUGCUACAGCCUGGAUCCCAAGAGCGGCCAAUCACUAUAGUCCUUCAGAACCAGUUUGGCAUCUCGUUGCUCUAUUCACUUCUGAGCCACGGGGAACAGCUGGUGUCCUUGAAUUGUUCCCUGAAGCAACACAGCAGCAGCGAUCUUGAGACUUGGACAGACAUGGUGGUUCUGGUCGCCUGGGAGAUAUCCCACAUGUCCACCACUUCUCUGGCAGAGCCGCUUGUUGUCCCCAGCAACCUCCUCUCCCUGUUCUGCCGUUACGUGGACAAACAAAUAGUACAGCAAUUAGAAGCCAGAAUGGACUGUGCCCCCGUGGCUGCCGACCUGACUUGUUUGGGAAAAUGA
Messenger RNA from Trichosurus vulpecula (common brushtail), 1758 nucleotides. RefSeq names its product PAT1 homolog 2 (gene PATL2). The record is from RefSeq and is a predicted model, not a curated record. NCBI's taxonomy places the organism in Eukaryota, Metazoa, Chordata, Mammalia, Diprotodontia, Phalangeridae. Bases 1 to 1758 code for a protein of 585 amino acids. Gene Ontology annotation, biological process: P-body assembly; deadenylation-dependent decapping of nuclear-transcribed mRNA. The transcript has 16 exons. Gene Ontology annotation, cellular component: P-body. Gene Ontology annotation, molecular function: RNA binding.